AUGUCCUCACAAGUUUACUCAUCAAAGGUUAAGUCUGUUCUUUCAGGAGACACAGUCAUCUUUGAAAAUGACACUCAGAUUUCUCUUGCAUAUGUCUCGGCCCCCCGCCUGCAAACUGAGCCCUAUGGCUUCCAGGCUAGAGAGUACCUCCGCACUCUGCUUGUCGGAAAACCUGUCCGCUACCGCAUCCAUUACCAAGCAAAUAACAAUACCCGCAACUAUGGUGACAUCUCUGCUCCAGUUUUCCCUUCAUUGAUUGAAAAGGCUCUUACUGAUGGCAAUGUUAAGCUUCGCGAUGACGCACAAUCUCGCAUCCCCUUUUCAGAGAUUUAUGACAAGUAUCUUCUGGCAGAGACUGCCGCAAAGGACGCUGAGCUUGGUCUUUGGAACCCAGAAAGCGUAAAUGACACUGUCGAAAUAUUGCAAAUUGUCCCCGAAGAACUCUAUGGUGAUGGCGCCCAGCACGUUGCCAUCAUUGAACGUGUCAUUGCUGGUGACCGAGUCCAAAUCAGAGUCAUGCUUAACAAACACAGCCAUAUCCUCACAAAUGCCCUCGUUGCAGGAAUUCGUUGCCCACGUUCUUCGGGCGGCCCAGAAGGUUCUCAGGGUGAACCUUUUGGUGAUGCUGCAAAGGCUUUCACAGAAACACGUCUUCUCCAGCGUGCAGUCAAGGUUUCCUUCCUCGCUGCUAACCCUUCUAACGGACUUCCAAUUGCCGAAGUCAUCCACCCUGUCGGCAAUAUUGCAACUUUUUUGCUUUCUACCGGCCUUGCUUCAAUCGCAGACUGGCAGAGCUCCUUCCUUGGCCCUGCCAAAAUGGCUCCACUCCGUGCCGCCGAAAAGACCGCAAAGGAUGCUCACCUCAAUAUGUGGAAAGAUCUCGCCCAGCACUCGACUCUUAAAUCUGCUUCUUCUUCAUCGUCAAAGUCUUUUGAAGCCACUGUUGCCAAGGUUGUUUCUUCCGAUACUUUUGUUCUUAAGCUUGCCAACGGUAAGGAACAAACUGUCCAGCUUACUUCGGUCCGUGCCCCCCGCAAAUCUGAUCCAAACAAUAACUCCCUCUACGUCCCCAUUGCCCGCGAAUAUGCUCGUCGCAACUAUAUUGGCAAGAACGUCAAGGUCCAGGUUGACUCAAUUCGCCCAGAAUCUGCUCAAUUUGAUGAGCGUGCUUUGGUCACUUUAACUGCCCCCGAUGGUUCUGACGUUGCUACUUCAAUCAUUGAGAGUGGCUACGCUACUGUCACGCGCCACCGCAAAGAUGACAAUGACCGCUCUCCCAAUUGGGACAACCUGCUUGCUGCAGAAAACAAGGCCACAGAGGCCCACACGGGUAUUCACUCUAUUAAACCUCCUGCCCCUACUCGCACUGUUGAUGCCUCCGAGUCUCAAACCCGUGCAAAGACCUACCUCACUCAGUUGUCGCGUCAGUCCAAGAUCUCUGGUGUUGUUGAACACAUUUCUUCUGCUGGUCGUAUUCGAAUUGCUGUUCCUCACAACAAUCUCGUCCUGACUCUUGUUCACGCCGGUGUUCGUGUUCCCAAACCUAAUGAGGCUUUUGGUGAUGAGGCCCUUGAGUAUAUUUCCGAUUUGUUUUACCAAAGAGAUGUCCAGUUCACCGUUUCCAAUGUUGACAAAACUGGUGCCUUUAUUGGUAAUCUUUUCCUUCAAGGAUCUGACAAGCCUGUUUCUGUUGAUCUUGUCGAGAAAGGCUUUGCCGAGGUCCACGACUUUUCCGCUCAAUCCUCCGGCUUUAAGACUGAACUUGAUCAGGCUCAGGCUUCUGCCCAGGCUGCUCAUACCCGCAUGUGGAAGAACUACAAGGGUGAAGAAGAAAAGGCCAAGGAAGAAGCUGCUGCCGUGGCUGCUGCAAAGGCUGCCGCGGGCCAGGGCAACAAGGCCACUGCAGCCAAAAAUUAUUUCGAUAUUGUGGUGACUAAUGUUGCCCCCAGCGGCGAGGUUUCAUAUCGUCUUUCUAACAAACAGGCUGCAUACACUAAACUCAUGGCCGACCUUGCGUCUUACCACAAUGGCGCGGGUAAUGCCGCGGCUUCAAACCUCACCCGCGGACCCCGCCGAGGCGAGACUGUCACGGUUGUCCCCAAGCGCGGAGUUUAUGCUCGUGGCCGCGUUAUUGUCUUUGACAAAACUUCGGGUAUCUUUACUAUCAAUGAUGUUGAUACCGGCAAAACAGCAAAGUACAACCAGUCUCAGCUGAAGUCUUUGCCUGCACAGUUCUCCACUGCUCUGCACCCAGAACUUGCAAAGACUGUCGUCCUCUCUUUUAUCAAGCUGCCACCUUCUGCUCCUACUAACUACUUAGCCGAAUAUGUUGAUGCGCUGCGCGACAUGGUCGAGGGCCAAACUGUCGUUGCCAAUGUUGAUUCGCCUAGUACUGUGACCCCUGCCAGUGCUACUCUUUUCACAGCCAAGUCUACGGGCCCCAAUGAUUCCGUCAACAGCGCGCUCAUUGACGAGGGUUAUGCUUUUGUCAAGUCCAAGUUAACUGGUUGGGAAACUUGGGACGCGUGGAAGCCUACUCUCAAGCAUCUCCGUGAAUUGCAGCGUGCUGCACAGCAAGACCGUGUUGGUGUUUGGGAGUACGGUGACCCUGAAUCUGAUGAAGAGUAA
Molecule: messenger RNA, 2628 nt
Organism: Magnusiomyces paraingens
Lineage: Eukaryota; Fungi; Ascomycota; Dipodascomycetes; Dipodascales; Dipodascaceae
Exons: 1
Coding region: 1-2628 (875 amino acids)
Biological process (GO): regulatory ncRNA-mediated gene silencing; mRNA catabolic process
Cellular component (GO): cytosol; nucleus; RISC complex
Molecular function (GO): nuclease activity; RNA binding
Source: RefSeq, a predicted model, not a curated record